AUGGAAAAUGAGAUAAAAGAAGAAAAUUUGGAUAAUUUUUUAUCUCAAUUAAAUAAAUUAAAUCAAAUAAUAACCUCAUUUAAAGAAAGUUGUAAAAUAGCAUCUUAUUGUUUUGAUAAAUGUGUUAGUUAUCCAGAAAAAAGUUUAAGUAACUCUAAUAAAAAAUGUAUUUGGAAUUGUACUCAAAGAUAUCUAGAAUGUGAUCAUUUUAUAAAAAAUAGAUCAAAAGAUAAAAGUAUAUCUAAUUUCAAUUUAUCAAAUGAUAUUAAUAAAUUAUCAAAACUUAGUAACUUAAGCGAUGACUCAGAAUAUAUCUUGAAAGAUUAA
Messenger RNA from Plasmodium relictum, 327 nucleotides. RefSeq names its product mitochondrial import inner membrane translocase subunit TIM8, putative (gene TIM8). The record is from RefSeq and is a predicted model, not a curated record. The transcript is spliced from 3 exons. Lineage: Eukaryota; Apicomplexa; Aconoidasida; Haemosporida; Plasmodiidae. The coding region runs from base 1 to 327 and encodes 108 amino acids.